UUCACACUGUUUCUGACUUUCUGUUUUCGUAGGUGAUACUUGAUAGUUUGUGGUAGACUAACCAAAAUUUUAGAUAUUUUUCUUUGAAUCCCAACCUAAUUUCCGUUACAUCAUAUAUCCCUUUCCCUUGAAAUUGUUCCCGAACAUGAUUAACUUUCUGAGAAGUUUCGGCCAGCGAGCAUUUCGAACGAUAAACCUACCCACAGUGCAAUCUAACCUCUACAGUACAGGAUUACCAAAUGACAGAAAACUUCCUGUUCUGAAGCUUGAUGGCUAUACACUUCGCAAAGUUGUGAAACAGGAUUGUGAAGCGAUUCACCAUCUAGUUCAAGAGUUGGCUAAUUGUUUGAACAUGCCUGAUGCCCCCCAGAUUAGUGCCAAAGGCAUGCUAGUUUCUUACCACAAGCCAAAACUACUGAAAAGUAGACUUAAAUUUUACGAUUAUUUAAUUACAACCGAUUUCUCAGCUCUAGAAGCCGAUGGAUUUGGAAGCCGUAGGUUUUACGAGGGAUUCGUAGCCGAAUCCCACAAACUGAAGCAAGUGGUGGGAUACGCCAUUUAUUAUUUCAGUUACUCAACGUGGCAGGGUAAGUCAUUGUACAUGGAAGACAUGUACAUCUGUCCGGAAGACCGGAAAAAUCGAAUUGCCAUUUCCUUUUUCCACCUUAUUUCUCAAGCGGCAUUAGCUGAAAACUGCAUGCGGAUGAACUUUUGCGGCCUGAAAGACAACAAACCAGCCGUCGAACUCUUCCAGUCGUUGGGUGCUGAUAACUUAACCCUGAAGGAAGGUUGGCACUAUUAUCGCAUUCCCCGUCAUGGCAUUGAAGAACUCGCACAACCAUCAAUCAUCACCAAAUUUAAUCCUUGACUUAAAAUCAAACAUUUCCGUACAUAUUAUAGCAGGGAUAUUAUUUUUAUGUGAUUAGAUGUAGUAUAUUCUCGCUAGUGGUUGUCUGGGAAGCAUUUCUAUCCCCAGUCAACUUGCAAUAAAGUGAAAUGAGCCAAA
Daphnia pulex (common water flea) is the source of this 1006-nucleotide messenger RNA. Its product is annotated as thialysine N-epsilon-acetyltransferase-like. The transcript is spliced from 4 exons. NCBI's taxonomy places the organism in Eukaryota, Metazoa, Arthropoda, Branchiopoda, Diplostraca, Daphniidae. The coding region runs from base 146 to 868 and encodes 240 amino acids. Gene Ontology annotation, molecular function: N-acetyltransferase activity. The record is from RefSeq and is a predicted model, not a curated record.